ACUAUGUGUUAACUGCCAUAGCCAGACAGUUCCUUAAUACGCAAAUGCAGUGAAGUUAUUCUAAACUUUGCGACUUGAGGAAUCUCAAAAAGCGAUUUCUCUGGAGCUAAAUUGGCCAUGGUCAUAGUCUGUGGUCUUGCUAUAUAUUUACCGUGCUGUGUUUUACUCCCUAUCGGAUCAGUCGAACAGCUCCUUUAUGCAUCUUUCUGAAUUUGGGGGAUAUUGGAGGUGAGACUUGGCAACCAGCAUUAAAUUAGCCGAGUGACCAAACGGCUAGCUAGCUACCUCUCCGUUGUACGUUUGUACGUCCAACAAAAGCCGUCGUCUUGCGAAGAGCCUGACUCCAGAUUAUGUCGGCGAGUGACGACGACUCCGUUGACUUCAACAGAGCAGGCUCCCCGGUUCACCACAGAAAAAAACACAGCAUGGAGUCAUCCAAAUCUCCCAGAAGCUCCAAACACCACCAUUCACGGUCAAGGUCGCGCUCCAGGGACCGAAAACGUGACAGAAAGCACAGGCGAAGUCGCAGCAGGAGCAAAGAGGCACGAAAGAGGGACUCUGAGAAGCCAUCAAAAUCUCACAAAAAACUGGAUGACCAGCACGAGCAGACCGAGCGGGGGAAGGAGAGGCUUUCAGCAGAGAACGGGGAGGAGCGAUAUCGACGCAAAGACAGGAAGCCCUCGAGGGGUCGGAGCUACUCCAGAUCACACUCAAGGGAGAGGCGGCAUCACAGUAGAAGUAGGGACAAACGGCGAUCACGAUCACGCAGCCGGGACAGAAAGAGGAAGGCGAGGUCUCGCUCAGGCUCAAGAACCAAACAUCGGCAUCGGAGCAGAAGCCGCAGUAAGAGCAGGGAGCGAAAGAAGAGGAGCGAGAAAGUGCGCAGAAAGAGUCGAAGCCGAUCUGUCAGUCCAGUUGCCUUCCGGGGCAGAAACACAGCUAUGGAUGCUCAAGAGGCCCUGGCCAGAAGAUUGGAAAGGGCCAAGAAGCUGCAGGAGCAGAAGGAAAAGGAAAUGUUGGAGAAACAGCAGCAGCAACAGCAGGAGAUGGCUGCAGUUGCUGCCCCUCUGCUGUGUGAUACAGUUGCUGCUGCUGCAGCGGCAGCUGCUGCCACCAACCCUGUCCUCAACGUGGCAGCCCUUCUGGCCUCUGGGACGCAGGUCACCCCACAGAUUGCCAUGGCAGCGCAGAUGGCAGCUUUACAAGCCAAAACCUUAGCAGAAACUGGAAUUGCCGUGCCCAGCUACUAUAAUCCCUCCGCUGUCAACCCCAUGAAGUUUGCAGAGCAGGAGAAAAAGAGGAAGAUGCUAUGGCAGGGGAAGAAGGAAGGGGACAAGUCCCAAACAGCUGAAUUGUGGGAAAAACUAAACUUUGGAAACAAGGACCAAAACGUCAAAUUUCGCAAAUUAAUGGGUAUUAAAGCAGAUGAUGAUGGCGAAGCUUCAAAACCACUAAACGAUGAAGGCUUGAAGACUCUUCAGCAGCAGGAGGAGAUGUUUAGGAACCUUGACGUUCAGUAUGAGAUGGCCAGGUCACAGACACACACGCAGAGGGGAAUGGGCCUUGGCUUCUCGUCCUCAUUCUCACGCGGAAUGGAUGCCAUCUAGUGCCAGCCCCUUGCUCUGUCCUGGCCUCUCAACUAAUCAUAUAGAUCUACCAGCUCACCGCUAGCCCUCAAGCUUGCAUGGAUGUUGCUUUGGAUCUUUAAUUUAUUUAGGAACAAAGAUCUCACAUCUUGAACAUUGUAAUGUAAAUAGCCCAGAGCUGAGUUUGUCUCAGUGUUUAUUAAUCUGUACAUCUUUACAAAAUGACACAGUUUAAUGACUGGUUGAUGCUGGUUAAAAGUAGAUAUUUGUUUGAAUAAUGUAAUAGCUUUUUUUUUUUUUUUUUUUUUUUUUUUUUUAACUAAAAUGUUUAUGUGGUUGUUUGAAAUGGAACACGAUGUAGGUUAAGUGAAUAAUUGUCUAUAUUCUUUUACCAAAAGGCAUCGGAGCUUUAUCUGAAAUCAAAGUAGCAUUAUUAGAAUCCCAGUUUAAGUUCUUGAAUGAAAAAACAAACAAA
Myripristis murdjan (pinecone soldierfish) is the source of this 2061-nucleotide messenger RNA. It is a transcript of the gene rsrc2, whose product is annotated as arginine/serine-rich coiled-coil 2. Lineage: Eukaryota; Metazoa; Chordata; Actinopteri; Holocentriformes; Holocentridae. The transcript is spliced from 10 exons. The record is from RefSeq and is a predicted model, not a curated record. Bases 351 to 1607 code for a protein of 418 amino acids.